GUCUGACACCUCGGUUGAAGGCGGAAAGUUGACAACCUCUCUCUGUCCAUCGUGCGUUUGCCGGGCGAGUGCGGUACUUCCCGUCAUUACUCCGGAGCCAGUGAUCCUUUCGGAACUUUCCAUCCAUCUUCGCUCAACUGCUCAUGGCCAAGAGGUCAUGCGAUUUCUGUGUUCAGCGCAAAACGCGGUGCGAUAAUGGCCGCCCAUGCCGCAAAUGCCUUGACGCACAACCUCCGCUUGAUUGUACUUACUCACGGCCGGUGCUGAAGCGCGGCCCAAAGACUUCAAAGCUCACGCAGCGAUGCAAUUGGAAAUGGAGGGUUGAGGGGCAGAAAUUGCCCCGUAUAGCAAGUAGUUGCCCCAAUUUGGAUUCAGUAGGGAUUGCGGCAGAGGUCUCGGCUUGUGUGAGCAUAGAAAGGCUAGCUCUGUCAAUACUCAAGCCGAUCAUCGAAUGCUACAGUUCUCGGAUGUAUCCGGUCUGGCCAGUCCUCCAUGUCUCAAGUCUUCUGGCUAGACUUGAGGAAGUUGAAAUAAACAAUUCGGCGAGUAUACCGAGUUUGGCGUACAUUGAUGAUGUGUACAUCAUGGCAUUGGCUCUGUGUUCAGCCACUAUGGCUCAGCUGAACCUUAGUGAGAUGGAGGACAUGCCUCCCCAUAUCACUAGUGAAUACUUGGAGAAGGAGUGUAACCGCCUUCGCGCCCUGACGAAUUAUCGGGAGAAUCCAUCCGUGGAGGGGGCUCUCACGUCCUUCUUUCUCCAUGUCUACCACGCAAGAGCUGAUAACAGAAAUGCUUCCAUGAUCUUUCUGCAAGAGAGCAUCUCCAUCGCUCGACUUCUCCGCCUAGAUCGCAUAGAAUCUGAAACCAAUCAGCUUUCAAACGGUUGGACUGAUUACCAAGCCACCGUAACUGCUCAGAAGCGUCUAGUAUAUAUUCUUUUGUGGGUGAGCGAAAGGGGCUACGCUAUUCAACAUGAUCUUCCCAUCUCCAUACUCGAUACAGUUCAGAUACCGUCUGCCAAUCUGGAUGAUUUUGAUAGAUAUGGAAAGGGGCUAAUUGAACUUGCCACGCUGUUUGUGGCCUUUGACGCCUUCUUCUACCGUACCACUAGCUACAUGCAUGAAACCUCUCAGCCUCAUUCUGAAAAGUAUCGCCUGAUAGCAGUUCAACAAUCUUUAAGAAUGAUUGCUCCAAAGCUUUCUGGGCAUGAUUUGGUGCAAAGGGCGGAUUAUACUAUUACAAGGCAUUGGAUGCGAAUUCUGAUUUGGCAGCAAGCCAUGUCUCGGAGUCUCUUAUCUUCCUAUGCUGAUCAUGAUUCAAUGACUUUCUUCUUUCCAUCUCAAAUAGCUCAAGAAUUCCUUGCCUCAAUCACAGUUAAUUACAAGGAACAUUUGAUUUCAUUGGGAAGAGAUCAGCUAAUUAAGUCCUUUGAAAUUACAAACACGUUGGCAGAUGUAAUACUGUGCAUUACAAGCACCUCCAACCAUACGUCUCUGCCUGACACUCACAACUCUCGCUGCAAAUCAUUCAUCACUAUUCAUCGAGAGAGCUGGAAAUGCGGCCCAGUUGACUUCCUGCAUGCUUUGUACCAGAUGAUUUCACCAUUCUUAACAUAUGAUAAGCGAUUAUACGACAUGAUACGAUUAAAGGCGGCAGAUGCAUUAUUACAAGCGUCGAGCAGGAUUGUUCCAAGGAGCGUUGACGGAGUAUCAAAAGACACAGAAGUAGAUGCAGAUCAAGAAGAGGACAGCGAUACAGUUUUGGAGCAACUUCUUGAAUUUGCAGCUGAAGCAGAUACUCGCAAUGCUGAAUUAGAAGACCUUGGCUUGGGGUUAGGUGCACUGAAUGAUGAUAUAGAGGAACUGCUUAUGUUGUAGCGAUACCCUACAAGGGGCUCAUAAGCUUAUAAUCUUUCCAGCAGAUAAUGUUUUAAUCCCAGGUAAAAAGAUUUGUUAUAAAGGCGUUUUAAUGAUAGUUAAAGACAGCCUGAGUGUUUAUGUCCAG
Molecule: messenger RNA, 2004 nt
Organism: Trichoderma asperellum CBS 433.97
Lineage: Eukaryota; Fungi; Ascomycota; Sordariomycetes; Hypocreales; Hypocreaceae
Biological process (GO): regulation of DNA-templated transcription
Molecular function (GO): DNA-binding transcription factor activity, RNA polymerase II-specific; zinc ion binding
Source: RefSeq, a predicted model, not a curated record